Gryllus bimaculatus (two-spotted cricket) is the source of this 512-nucleotide messenger RNA. The record is from the annotation of a GenBank genome assembly. Lineage: Eukaryota; Metazoa; Arthropoda; Insecta; Orthoptera; Gryllidae.
CAGAGGUUUUCCUGAAGGAAAAGCUAAUGGAAGGACUCCAGAAGAGUGACAGCUUGACGUAAAUAACCAUGAACAAAGCGGCAUUAACAACUUAGUCGCUCAGGUUCGUUAAGGAAAAACAAAUCACCAUGAACCAGGACCUGCACGGGGUGUGCGAUGCGAACGUCAUUGCAGAAGAAAAUACACAGGAUUUUGAGCACUGCAGUACUUUUGGCGAGUGCGACUCUACCAUGACCGACAUCUCCUACUCUAAUGUCACUACCAGUCGAUCACUGUCGGAGUACUAUUUGGCGGAGGACGAUUCGGAUCAGAGUUUUCUCGCGCUGCGAUCUUCGUCAACGCCGCACUUGUGCGCAGACCCCGGAGCGAGGCGUCUCCGCUUGUCGGAUUUCAUUCACCUCAACUGCGAUGACCUCUCGCCGGAUCUGUUGUAUCUGGACCAGUGGGAUCUGAAAGCUGCAAAAUCUUGUCUCUUGUCACCAUGGUUGGAAAAAUCUGGAAGUUGCAUUUCG